Fraxinus pennsylvanica is the source of this 1104-nucleotide messenger RNA. The record is from the annotation of a GenBank genome assembly. Lineage: Eukaryota; Viridiplantae; Streptophyta; Magnoliopsida; Lamiales; Oleaceae.
AUGGAUUUGAAUAUGUUUCGUUCAUUUAUGGAGGAUUCAGGGCUUGAUGUUUGGACAGUUAUGGAUAUGGCAAUCACUGUGGCAUGUGAAGAUCAUGAAAAAGAGUUGAAGAACAGAAGAGAUGGGAUCAUCGAAAGGCUUUAUGCACCGUCAUUUUCGAGGUGUAAUAGCUGCGUCUUCAAUGGAUCGGAAGGUAAAGAAACUGAAAAUAUUGAAAAAUCUCAGUCAAAACAAGAAUUACAAGUAGAGAAGAUGGUGGAUGUGAAUGAAGAAGAUGAUCAUCAGAAGAUUAUUCUUGACAUUAAGAAUCUUUUGGAUGACCCGACUCAGUCCGAGGGUUGUUUGGUUGAACUGCUUCAAAGUCUAGUGGACAUGAAUAUUACAUUCAAAACCCUCAAGGAAACUGAUAUAGGAAGACAUGCAACUCGACUGCGAAAACAUUCGUCGAGUGAUGUUCGUAGACUGGUGAAGAUUCUUAUCAGGAAAUGGAAGGAUACCGUCGAUGAAUGGGUUAGAUCGAAUACUCCCCCUCAAGAAACCGUUCCAUUUAACGAUCAUGGGAGGAUUGACCUUGAAGUUCUUCCAAAUGGAGAUUUUCGAAAUGGUUCUGUUUCUCAGUAUCAGACUUCAGCUAAGAAGCGUCUUCAUGAUAAUUUCCAGGAAGCUCAAACUGGCAAAAACCCGAAAACACCACGGAUAAUGGAUUCAAAGAACACGAGAAAAACAGAGGAUGAAGAAGACGACGCUACGAAAACUGCAUUAUACAUGAAGAAGUUGCUUUCGAACACGGAUUUGGUUCCCAUUGUUCAACAAGCUAUCACAGAUUGCAGUGAACAUUAUAAAAUUCUAGUCGAGAUAGUCGAAGCUUCGAUUAGUGCAGCCAUUUCUGAAGCAUAUCUUGAUGUUGUUAAAUUUGUGAAUGCUGCCAUUGCUGAUUUAGAUUCUUGCAAGGGAAGACUUGGAAAGUUAGCUCAAGGAGGGAUAGAGAAUUCGGGUUUGAUACAUAGAAGAAGAAAAGGGGUACAUGUUAAUAUCGAGUCCAUCGAGGGUUUGAGAACUUUGUUGAAUACAGCUUUGAGUAUUGCCAAAGCUGGUGAACAUUAG